AUGAAAUUUCAGCUAGUGUUUGCCGCGUUUGGAGCGGAAUGGUGCCCCUACUCACGCCAAUUGAAACCAACAUUUGAAGCUGCGGCUGCUGACUACAAAAUGCAACAUCCAACAGACGAUGUUGUUUGGGCCACCGUCGACUGCGUUAACCAGAAAGAUAUCUGCGAGCGUUUCUUUAUAACUAAAUAUCCGACCAUGAAGUUAUUCGUCUUUGGUGAUAUGCUGCUUCAUGAAUACAGGUUGGUUUCUUGUUCAUACUCUGAUCAACCAGUUUGA
Molecule: messenger RNA, 276 nt
Organism: Cooperia oncophora
Lineage: Eukaryota; Metazoa; Nematoda; Chromadorea; Rhabditida; Trichostrongylidae
Source: the annotation of a GenBank genome assembly